Molecule: messenger RNA, 639 nt
Organism: Microthlaspi erraticum
Lineage: Eukaryota; Viridiplantae; Streptophyta; Magnoliopsida; Brassicales; Brassicaceae
Source: the annotation of a GenBank genome assembly
AUGUUCGCGGACCAGCUCGGUAGAAGCAUGGAAGUCUAUAUCGACGACAUGCUAGUCAAAUCUGCCAAGGCACGAUCACGUCAAGCACCUCAGCGAAUGUUUCCGAAUCUUGGAAAGUACGGGAUGAAGCUGAACCCCGCAAAAUGCACAUUCGCCGUUACCUCGGGAGAAUUCCUCGAUUCAUCUCGCGCUCAACCGACAAGUGUCUCCCCUUCUACCAAUUGCUUCGAUCAAACAAGAAGUUCGAGUGGGACAAAAAAUGCGAAGACGCUUUCAAACAACUUGAAAGAGUAUCUCACUACCCCACCAAUUCUCGCAAAACCCGAAGAAGGCGAAACCCUACUCUUAUAUAUCGCAAUAUCAAGCACGGCGGUAAGCGGAGUCCUCGUCCGAGAAGAUCGAGGAGAGCAGCAGCCAGUCUUCUAUGUCAGCAAAACCCUCAAUGAUGCCGAGACGCGAUACCCAACCCUAGAAAAACUGGCACUCGCAGUAGUCAUAUCGGCACGAAAACUCAGGCCAUAUUUCAAUCACACUCCAUCGUCGUCUUUACCAGCCAACCACUACGCCAAAUCCUUCACGGCCCCAACCAAUCCGGAAGAAUGGCAGAUGGGCAAUCGAACUAUCGGAAUACGAUAUUGA